This is a messenger RNA of Pristis pectinata (smalltooth sawfish), 1567 nucleotides long. It is a transcript of the gene cd82b, whose product is annotated as CD82 molecule b. Lineage: Eukaryota; Metazoa; Chordata; Chondrichthyes; Rhinopristiformes; Pristidae. Gene Ontology annotation, cellular component: membrane. The record is from RefSeq and is a predicted model, not a curated record. The transcript is spliced from 10 exons. Bases 276 to 1040 code for a protein of 254 amino acids.
CCGCCCUCCCCUCUCGGUUACAUCAGGUGCCGGGCUCCGCACGGGAAGUCCCGCUCCGCUCUGCCGCCUAGAGAGAGGGCCCUCCGUCCGGGGUCCGGUGUCCGAGCCACCCUCCGCCCGGGGUCCGAGCCGCCCUCCGCCCGGAGGUCACAGGGCCACAGAGCAAAGUGCUGGAGGAACUUGGCGGGUCAGGCAGCAUCUGUGGAGGGAAAGCGAUCGUCGACGCUUUGGAUCGAGACCCCGCAUCAGGAUCAAGAGCGUGAGGAUUGUGAAACAUGGGGAAGGGCUGCAUCAAAGCCACCAAGUACUUUCUUUUCCUCUUCAACCUUCUCUUCUUUAUUCUGGGUGCGGUGAUCCUGGGCUUCGGGCUGUGGAUUCUGCUCGACAACACCAGCUUCAUCGCUGUCCUGCAGUCCUCAUCGUCUGCGCUGAGGAUCGGGUCCUACAUCCUGCUGGGGGUCGGCUCGGUGACCAUGCUGAUGGGCUUCCUCGGCUGCCUGGGAGCGGUCAACGAGGUCAAGUGCCUCCUGGGACUGUACUUCACCUGCUUGCUGCUAAUCCUGAUUGCACAGAUCACCGCUGGAGUCCUAAUCUACCUCCAGAGAGACGCGCUGAAGGCAGAAAUAGCUGAUGUUAUUCAUCAAAUGAUCGUGAACUACAACCCGCAGGACAACCAGGGCAAAAGUUUUGGGGCCACAUGGGAUUACAUCCAGAGGAAGCUCCACUGCUGCGGUUGGAUGGGCCCCGCAAACUGGACGGAGAACCUGGUGAUCAGGAACAGCUCGGGGACCCUCUACCCCUGCUCCUGCCACCAGAGGAAGGACAACGACACGAUGCCCGAGACGGGUUUCUGCAAGGAGGUCACGCCGUACGACAAGGGCUGUGUCUCCAGCGUCGAGGAGUGGCUCUACAGCAACAUCGGCCUGAUCUUUGGUGUGUGUAUCGGAGUGGCAGUGAUCGAGUUGCUAGGAAUGGUCCUAUCGAUGUGCCUGUGUAAGAACGUGGAGCAAGAAGAUUAUAGUAAAGUCCCUAGGUACUGAGGCAUUCCAGGUACUCGGCAACACAGCUGUGGGUCGCCUGAAGUGUGUACGAUGAAUCAGUGACUAACCAACACACACAGGAUUUGAUUGUUCAAUCUUUGUAUUCGCUUCACUGCUUGUUAACUUCACCUUAUAUACUUCAGCACUUUAGUACUUUAUUAAAACUGUUGAUCAGUAUCUAUUUUGUAAAGAUGACGUUUUCUACUUAGAGAACUUUUAGCAUGGUAUCUUUGUAAGGAAGGAAUUGUUAUAAGGAUUCAAGCAUGCAUGUGAUCAUUAUACCGAGUCUCUAUAUUAAAUGUUGGGGCAGGAAUGUACCUUUGAGAGAGCUUCCAGUUGUGUAGGACUGAGACUCUCACUCUCCUCUUCAGCCUGUAAGAGGUUCAGCAAAUCGGUCUUCCAUAAAUCUUCAAUAUUUUCUACCAGUUUUUUUUAAUGCAUCUUGAAUAAUUUUUCUAAAACUUGUACACAAAGUGCAGGAGUUUUCGUUGGCCGUCAUCCAGCCUCAAUAAAUACAUCUGAGAAAA